CUGAGUUCCUGAGUCGUGUGCAUCGGCAACGGUAGUGACGCGUGUUGCCCGGAGGAUGGCGGCCGCCGGCUUACCCCGCGUGGUUCCCAGCGACCUGUAUCCCCUCGUGCUCGGCUUUCUGUGCGACAACCAACUCUCGGAGGUGGCCAAUAAGUUCGCCAAGGCAACAGGCGCUACCCAGCAGGAUGCCAAUGCCUCUUCCCUCUUGGACAUCUAUAGCUUCUGGCUCAAUAGGUCCACCAAGGCUCCAAAGCGGAAAUUACAAGCAAAUGGACCAGUGACUAAGAAGGCUAAAAAGAAGACUUCGUCCAGUGACAGCAGUGAAGACAGCAGUGAGGAGGAGAAAGCCCAAGGACCUCCAGCUAAGAAAGUUGCUGUACCUGCCAAGCGUGCCAGUCUACCUCAGCAUCCUGGAAAGGCUUCAGCCAAUGCAUCAGAGAGUAGCAGCAGUGAAGAAUCCAGUGAUGAUGAGGAGGAAGAGGAGGACGAAAAGAAAAAGCCUGUCCAGAAGGGAGUUAAGCCCCAAACCAAGGCGGUCAAAGCUCCUCCUAAGAAGGCCGAGAGCUCUGAUUCUGAUUCUGACUCAAGCUCAGAAGAUGAGGCACCAAAGAACCAGAAGCCAAAGGCAACACCUGUGGCAGCUAAAGCUCAGGCUAAAGCCCCAGGCAAACCAGGCACUCCUGCUCGGGCAGCACCUAAAGUAGCUAAUGGCAAAGCAGCUAGCAGUAGUAGCAGCAGCAGCAGUAGCAGCAGCGAUGACUCAGAGGAGGAGAAGGCAGCAGCCAUCUCUAAGAAGACUGUGCCUAAAAAGCAAGUAGCAGCCAAGGCUCCGGUGAAAGCAGCUGCCACCCCUACCCAAAAGAGUUCCAGCAGUGAUGAGGACUCCUCGAGUGAGGAGGAAGGGGAGGAGGAGCAGAAAAAGCCCAUGAAGAAAAAACCAGGUCCAUAUAGUUCAGUGCCCCCGCCUUCUGCUCCCCCACCCAAGAAGUCCCUGGGAACCCAGGCUCCCAAGAAAGCUGCAGAGAAGAAACAGCCUGAAGAGAGCAGUGACGACAGCAGUGAUGAAUCUGAUUCAAGCUCUGAAGAAGAAAAGAAACCGCCAGCUAAGCCAGUCAUCUCUAAAGCAGCCACUAAACCAGCUCCAGCAAAGAAGGCAGCAGAGAGCUCUUCAGACAGCUCAGACUCUGACAGUUCUGAGGAAGAAGCUCCUGCCAAGCCAGCCAGUGCCACCAAAAAUCCCUCAAGUAGGCCAGCUACCACUCCCAAGCAGCCUGCAGCUAAGACAGCCACAGCUCUCAAGCAGCCUGCAGGCAGUGGCCAGAAGCCUCUGACCAGAAAAGCUGAUAGUAGCUCCAGUGAGGAGGAGAGCAGUUCUAGUGAGGAGGAGGAGGAUGUGGGGAAGGCGAAGAAGACAGUGGCCACCCCUAAGGCCAAGGUGAUGGCCAAAGCAGUGCCAUCUUUGCCUGCCAAACAGGCCUCUCAGGGUGGUGGAGACAGCAGCUCUGAUUCAGACAGCUCUAGCAGUGAGGAAGAGGAGGAAGAGAAGGCAUCUAAGCCCCCAGCUAAAAAGAAGCCACAGAAGACAGCAGGAGCUGUAGCCCCUUCCAAGCCAGCCUCCACAAAGACAGUGAAGGCCAAGAGCAGCAGCAGUUCUUCAGAUGACUCCAGUGAAGAAGAGGAGGAGGAGGAGGAGAAGCCCAAGGGCAAGGGUACUCCUAGACCACAAGCCCUCAAAACCAAUGGCACCUCUACACCGACCACCCAGAAUGGAAAAGCAGAUAGGAACAGCAACAAGGAGGAGGAAGGAAAGACAAAGGCAGCAGUAGCAGUUUCUAAGCCAGCGCGGUGCAGCCGGAGACUGGGGGGAACGAGCCAAUCAGGUCCUGAAGUUCACCAAAGGCAAAUCCUUCCGGCAUGAGAAGACCAAGAAGAAGCGGGGCAGUUAUAGGGGAGGCUCCAUCUCUGUCCAGGUUAAUUCAAUUAAGUUUGACAGCGAGUGACCUGCGGUGAUCCUAGCAAAGCAGGGGUGAUGAUCCAAGACUACUUACUUUCCCCAGUGGACCUAGGAGCUCUCAGCUCUAUUAGGGGAGGUAUUGGUGAGGACAGCAGCCUAGAAUAGGUCUGAAGACAUUGUAUCGGAACAUCCUCUCUGGUCCUUUCUGUGUUCGUAGUUUUGUACAGACUUGUUUGUGAGUGUUGAGUAGCAAGGACAAGGUAAGGGGAGUGUUCUUUUUAAAUAAAAAUUAGUUUUAGUUGUCAUCCCCUUCUCCCUGUUCUGUGGAAGUCCUCAUGCUGAGAAAUUUGUAUAUUUUCUAUUGAAUCAUUUCCUAUUGAUUUUUGUUGUGAUUUUCAGAGGUGUGUUCCCAUAGAUAAAAGCUAUUGCCCAAGACAUAGUAAAGGUUACGUGUGAAUUUUUAUAAUUGGAGAAUUCUGCCUAUGUGAGUGCACAUGUCCACAUUUCAUCCCUCCUAUUACUCAGCCCUGGUGAGGGGCAGUUGAGAAUGGUUAAUGUAUAUGUCUGUUAAGCAUGCACUAUGUAGUUCUUCCUCAUUCAUGCGGUCUAAGACUGACGUUUUCAGCCAGCAUGGACGUAGCUACUUUGGGGGAUAAAAUUAACUGUUUUGUUACAGGCAAAAUUAUGGUGUGUGAAUGCUGUGGAGUCAGUCUGAAUAUCUUGUUUUCUGUAAUUUUAUCACUAUUACGGAAUAUUUGCAAUACCUGUUUUUUAAUUUGAAAGCAUAAACUUUUUUAUUGUUCAAAAGACUUGUUUUGGUGACUUGACCUUUAACAGUGUUGAGUACUAAAUUGAAAACUGCAUCAUCUGAUUUUUUUAUAUUUUAGAGAACAAAAUAACAUUAAUCUGGAAAGUACAUAUCACUUGGUAUGUCUAUCUUAGUAGCAAUACUGACACAAAAUUAGUUUCAAUAACUCCUGUGUGGUUGGGAAUCAUUGAUUAAGAAAGUGAAAGAAGAAAAAUAACCUCAAUCCUCAGUAGGAAUUAGAUUACAUUAGGUAAAUUUAUAGGUCACCUAUGUAUGUGCUAAUGAAAAUGGGAAGAACCUUUACAAUGCAUAUUAUCUGGUAAAACUUGAAUAGAGUGGGUUUGGGAGAGCAUCCUAAUAGGAUUAAUGUGUCUUGUAGUUGCUAUGUGGGAGCAAGUGAUGUGCCCCUUUCAGAACCUUAACUGUCCGUAACAGUGGAGGGGACGAUAAAAACCAGUGAGCAGCGCUAUGGUAGGCUAAGCUGGCUGAUGGUAAAGCUGCAGGUCAUGCUGCCUGUGCUCAGCCAGAGCACAGUGGAGAAGGAAGAGUCAACAAACUGGAGACUGGGCUGUCCUGUGGUGGGAAGGUGUGCUCCAGUUUCAUGGGCAAGGUAUAGGUCCUGAAGUUAACUUCCCCUUUUUUGGAUUCCAUACUCUCCAAAUAACCUGAUAAUAACCUGGUUUUCCAUGUAACUGCCUCUAGGUAGGAAACGCACUGUUCAUGCUGACAUAGGUGUUUCAGUCUGCAUGGUAAAGUUAUACAUCUUACUACAAAAUAAUAAACUGGUUGGUUUCUAAUGUGUCAUGGAGUUUUAUUGUGAGUCCAAAGCUCUCCUACCUCCUAUUCACACCAAAACAACUUGGGUGCCAGUUAAAGGGCUGGGAUCCACACCUCUGAGUUCACUACAGAGCCUUCUUGGGGUUGGCCAUACCUCAUCUCUUGGUGCCUUUUCCAGGCAGUAGUCCAGCCAGUGUGUAGUCUAAAUUGGGGUUGGCAAAAUGGCCUAUGGGCCAGAUCCAGCCCACGGCUUGUUUGUGUAUUACUUAAAGGGCUUAAAAAAAAAAAAAAAA
This is a messenger RNA of Myotis lucifugus (little brown bat), 3832 nucleotides long. RefSeq names its product nucleolar and coiled-body phosphoprotein 1 (gene NOLC1). Gene Ontology annotation, cellular component: nucleoplasm; nucleolus. The transcript is spliced from 11 exons. Lineage: Eukaryota; Metazoa; Chordata; Mammalia; Chiroptera; Vespertilionidae. Bases 56 to 1918 code for a protein of 620 amino acids. The record is from RefSeq and is a predicted model, not a curated record. Gene Ontology annotation, molecular function: protein binding.